AUGGAUAGCGAUGAGUAUAAAAAAGAAGUUGAAGCAAAUGUAAAGGCAGAAAAACUUUUACAGUUGCAAAACCAAACCGUACAGUAUGAAAACUUAGCACAAGAAAGUAAAAAUAACGACGCAGCCAUGCAAAAGGCAAUGAAAAGCGCAGAAUAUAUAAAAGCUAAUAAUGACUGGUUAGAUGCCCAAGCCAACGCUAUGAGCCGCUUACAUAUUCACAAAAAUAAAUUGUUUUCAUGA
This is a messenger RNA of Trichomonas vaginalis G3, 240 nucleotides long. Its product is annotated as protein of unknown function, DUF4106 family. NCBI's taxonomy places the organism in Eukaryota, Parabasalia, Trichomonadida, Trichomonadidae. The coding region runs from base 1 to 240 and encodes 79 amino acids. The record is from RefSeq and is a predicted model, not a curated record. The transcript has a single exon.